Messenger RNA from Mus musculus (house mouse), 5012 nucleotides. It is a transcript of the gene Diaph3, whose product is annotated as diaphanous related formin 3. NCBI's taxonomy places the organism in Eukaryota, Metazoa, Chordata, Mammalia, Rodentia, Muridae. Gene Ontology annotation, biological process: actin cytoskeleton organization; negative regulation of cellular component organization; actin filament polymerization. The transcript is spliced from 26 exons. Gene Ontology annotation, cellular component: plasma membrane; nucleus; microtubule cytoskeleton. Bases 134 to 3328 code for a protein of 1064 amino acids. The record is from RefSeq and is a predicted model, not a curated record. Gene Ontology annotation, molecular function: actin binding; small GTPase binding.
GCUUGUGGUGGCGGGAGAUUUCAGAUAGAUUGGCCCAGCCGUGUGCAGCGGUUAAUGCGCAGUGGGCGUGGGACCGGGAAGUUGAGCCCGCGGAGCAAAGCCCCAGAUCAGGUCGCGACCUAGACCCGGGAAGAUGGAGAGGCACCGGGCGCGCGCUCUCGGCCGGGACAGCAAGUCGUCGCGGAGGAAGGGCUUGCAGUCCGCGCCGCCCGCUGGCCCCUACGAGCCCGGGGAGAAGCGACCCAAGUUGCAUUUAAAUAUUAGAACACUGACAGAUGAUAUGCUGGACAAAUUUGCCAGUAUAAGAAUUCCAGGGAGCAAGAAAGAGAGACCUCCCCUUCCCCACCUGAAGACUGUGUCUGGGAUCAGUGACAGCUCAUCACUGUCCUCAGAGACAAUGGAAAACAACCCAAAGGCGCUGCCAGAGAGUGAAGUCUUGAAGCUUUUUGAGAAGAUGAUGGAAGAUAUGAAUUUAAAUGAAGAUAAAAAGGCACCAUUGCGGGAAAAAGACUUCGGUAUCAAAAAAGAAAUGGUGAUGCAGUACAUUAAUACUGCUUCUAAGACAGGAAGUCUUAGAAGUAGCCGACAGAUCUCACCUCAGGAAUUUCUCCAUGAGCUGAAAAUGGGUUACACAGACGAGAGACUUUUCACGUAUCUGGAGUCACUCCGAGUAUCAUUGACCAGUCAUCCUGUGAGUUGGGUGCAAAGCUUUGGACACGAGGGACUCGGAUUAUUGCUGGACAUUUUGGAAAAACUAAUUAAUGGGCAAAUCCAAGAAAAAGUUGUGAAGAAGACUCAGCACAAAGUCAUCCAGUGUCUGAGAGCCCUGAUGAACACACAGUAUGGCUUAGAAAGGAUUAUGAGUGACAAGAGGAGUCUUUCCUUGUUGGCAAAAGCCAUGGAUCCCAGGCAGCCCGCUAUGAUGGCAGACGUGGUGAAGCUUCUGUCUGCAGUGUGCAUUGUCGGCGAGGAAAGCAUCCUUGAAGAAGUGUUAGAAGCCUUGACUUCAGCUGGAGAAGAAAGAAAGAUUGACAGAUUUUUUUCCAUUGUGGAAGGCCUCCGGCAUAACUCAGUGAACCUGCAAGUUGCUUGUAUGCAGCUCAUAAAUGCUCUCGUUACAUCUCCUGAUGAUUUGGACUUCAGGCUUCACCUCAGAAAUGAAUUUAUGCGUUGUGGAUUGAAAGAGAUAUUGCCAAACUUAAAGGGCAUUAAGAAUGAUGGCCUGGAUAUACAACUUAAAGUCUUUGAUGAGCACAAAGAAGAAGAUUUGAGUGAGUUUUUCCAUCGCCUUGAAGACAUUAGAGCUGAACUUGAUGAAGCAUCUGAUGUUUACAGCAUGUUAUGGGACACAGUUAAGGAAACUCGAGCAGAGGGACAUUUUCUUUCUAUUCUUCAGCAUCUCCUGCUCAUUCGCAAUGAUCGUUUUAUAAGAGAGCAGUAUUUCAAAUUAAUUGAUGAGUGUGUGUCACAGAUUGUAUUACAUAGAGAUGGAACGGACCCUGACUUCACAUACAGAAAAAGACUAGAUUUGGACUUAAGUCAGUUUGUAGAUGUUUGCAUAGAUCAGGCCAAACUAGAUGAGUGGGAAGAGAAAGCAUCCGAACAUUGCAAGAAAUUUGAAAAAGAGUGUACUGACCACCAAGAAACCCAGGCUCAAUUGCAGAAAAGAGAGGCAAAGAUUAAUGAGCUUCAAGCAGAGUUACAAGCUUUUAAAUCCCAGUUUGGUGCCUUGCCACCUGGUACAAAAAUUCCUUUGCAACCUUCAGUAGAAGGUGAAGCUGGCCCUUCAGCCCUUCCUCCUGCCCCACCAGCACUCAGUGGAGGAGUGCCGCCUCCCCCACCGCCCCCUCCUCCACCACCCCCACCACUCCCAGGAAUGCCAAUGCCAUUUGGUGGCCCUGUACCACCACCACCUCCUCUGGGAUUCCUGGGUGGGCAAAGCUCUAUUCCAUUAAACCUGCCAUUUGGUUUGAAACCAAAGAAAGAAUUUAAGCCUGAAAUCAGCAUGAGAAGAUUGAAUUGGUUAAAGAUCGGACCAAAUGAAAUGUCUGAGAACUGCUUCUGGAUCAAAGUAAAUGAAAAUAAGUAUGAAAAUAGGGAUUUGCUUUGUAAACUUGAGAACACUUUUUGUUGCCAAGAAAAAGAGAAAAGGAAUACAAAUGACUUUGAUGAGAAGAAAGUUAUUAAGAAGAGAAUGAAGGAACUUAAAUUUCUAGAUCCUAAAAUUGCUCAGAACCUUUCAAUCUUCCUGAGCUCCUUCCGGGUGCCAUAUGAGAAAAUCAGGACGAUGAUAUUGGAAGUGGAUGAAACACAGUUGUCAGAGUCCAUGAUUCAGAACUUAAUAAAGCACCUUCCUGAUGAGGAGCAGUUGAAGUCAUUGUCCCAGUUUAGAAGUGACUAUAACAGUUUGUGUGAGCCUGAGCAGUUCGCUGUUGUGAUGAGCAAUGUGAAGAGACUCCGGCCACGGCUCAGUGCUAUUCUCUUUAAGCUUCAAUUUGAAGAGCAGGUGAACAACAUCAAACCUGACAUCAUGGCUGUCAGUACUGCCUGCGAGGAGAUCAAGAAGAGCAAAGGCUUUAGCAAGUUGCUGGAACUUGUGUUGCUAAUGGGAAACUACAUGAAUGCUGGCUCCCGGAAUGCUCAAACCUUCGGAUUUGACCUUAGCUCUCUCUGUAAACUGAAGGAUACAAAAUCUGCAGAUCAGAAAACCACACUCCUCCAUUUCCUGGUAGAUGUAUGUGAAGAAAAGCAUGCUGACAUCCUUCACUUUGUGGACGAUUUGGCACAUUUAGACAAAGCUAGCAGAGUCUCUGUAGAAAUGCUGGAAAAGAACGUGAAGCAGAUGGGAAGGCAGCUUCAACAGCUUGAGAAGAAUUUGGAAACCUUUCCCCCUCCUGAGGACUUGCAUGACAAGUUUGUGAUAAAGAUGUCCAGCUUCGUUAUCAGUGCGAACGAGCAGUAUGAAAAACUCUCCACACUACUGGGCAGCAUGACACAAUUGUACCAGAGUAUAAUGGGCUACUAUGCUGUCGACAUGAAGAAGGUUUCCGUGGAAGAGUUUUUUAAUGAUCUGAACAACUUCAGAACUUCAUUUAUGCUAGCAUUAAAGGAAAACAUCAAAAAACGAGAAGCAGCAGAAAAGGAGAAACGUGCCAGGAUAGCGAAAGAGCGAGCAGAGAAAGAGCGACUUGAACGCCAGCAAGAGAAAAAGCGCUUACUAGAAAUGAAAACUGUCCACAGGAUGCUAACAGAACUUGAUCCGAGGAGACAUGGCAUUUGCAGUGUUCCAUCAAGUGUGCACCCCACCAUCGCAGGACACGUGCCUUGACCGUCAUAUCUGCCGAGAGCAUUGCUUCCUUGCAUUACAGUGAAGGGAUUGUGGGGAUGUUCCAACUGCUAAGAAGAAUCUGAAAGAUUGUUGUUCAAAGCCUUGUUCAGCAUUGCUGAUUCAUUUGUGGCUGAGGAUGGCAGAAAAUGCUGGUUUUGAGUCUUCUCUCUGUUAUGGCAAACUCUCUUUUUAUGUGAGUGUUAUCCUCCCCUAAGCCUAACAGAAACAGAUACUGGCUCGGCUUUAUCAUUCCUCAUCCCCUAAAGGAUAGGAAGAGAAGGCCAUGCAAUCUCUUAGCAGUGUUUCCAUCCCUAGAAUUAAAGGGAUGCCUUCGAGAGAGACAUCCAUUCCAUACUUGCUAAUGUAGGUUUCUGAGUGUGUGCAUGUGUGUGUGUGUAAUCCUGUAUGCUUUUACCUUACUACGGUGAGGAAUCUAGAACAAAAUAAGUUUUGAUAAACUUACCAGGGCCUUUGUAAAGUAUAAAUUUAUCUUACUUCACUAAUUACAUAGGCAGGCCUCUUUAAAAUCAUACAAAAUCAUCCUAUGUAUAGAAAAGGUGUAAGCAUCCCAUAGUUUCUUGAUGGAUCUCAUGAAGACAAAGUUUUUAUCCACCAUUAGCAGUGUCCUUUCAAUGUCUGCUGCUUUUAAUAUGGCAUGUUUCCAUAGCGAAUGUUCAGGAAACAUUUGUAAAAUAUGGAUACUUUUAUGUUUAAGGGACAAGAGUUCCUCAGUGGUAAUUGUCCUACUUAUGCUUUCCUACUGAAAAGUAACUUAGUCCAGUCAUAGGACAAGAUGGGACAUGUGUCAUGUUUGUGUUAUAUGUUUGUAUAUUGGAACCAAUUGGUAUUUUAUAGGCAAUACAGCUAUCUCAGCUGUGCAAAGAUAUAAUUUUUUUUGUUAAAAUCUGGCUCCACUUCUAAGCCACUGUGUACUCCCACUUGUCUGUAUGUGUCUAUAUGUCUCUUUGUGGUGUGUCUCUCUGUGUGUCUGUGUGUGUCCAUCAGUGUUCUUAGUAAUACCAGCAUGCAAUUCAAUUAUUCACGUUUGAUUGUGUUUGACUUUUGCUUCCAUUCCUUGCUUGCCUCCCUUCCUUUAGAGAGUUCCCAGGUUUGCAAGCCAUCUUGUGUCCUCUUCCUAGUUCCGUUCUGUCUGAGUCUGACACAGCGCCCCACUUUGACGUAUUUUCUCUUAACUGGUCUUGGUAAAAGAAGAUCAAUGUUUUCCCUUUGAAUGACAACCAAAGAGAUCUGCUUCUUUUCUCUUAAAUCGGACAGUUGAUGAUGAGUUGAAAUGAUGUUAGGGUAGAGCUGUGCAAAAGAUGAGGCAUAUUGUCCCCAUCCUAUGGGCACCAGCCCAGGGAGGCAGGACACUGUCUUACUUUGCUGUGAAAUAGAUGGCUCUGCACAGACGGACAGACAGAAUAGAGGUUGUAGACUAGAAGGAGGAAGAGCAAUGAAGAAGUUCUUGCAUUAGUGGACUGGUUAAAUGCAGAAGACAUGAACUAAGGAAGAAAGGAACUGGGAUACCUGAACUAAGAAAACAGGAUGGGUUCAAAAGAAAGUUCAGAAAGAAAAUGAAUAGAACCUUGGAGUGAGUUAAGUGUAGAGAGACAGAAUAAGUUCUUGACAGUAUGGAUGGAGUUUGUGUUUAGAACACAUUGAUUUUGUUUUGAACUGUUUUAAU